GUCUGACCGUCAUCGACGUCAGAGGCAUUUUCUUCGGGAGUCAGCUGCUGAGAUGUGAAAUUUCAAUGGCUCCAGGUGUGAGUACGAUUGGCGGUACUUAAAAGUCAUUCAUAGUUUGGAUGCCAUCAGUUCCCUUCUGUCUUCCUGCAUCAACCAUGCUGCGGCUGCCUGACCUGUGCAUUUCUGACAACACGCAGCUCGUCCUCGGUGCUGCUGUUUGUCUUGGGGUACUAGUAGUAGGAGUAGUUGCUCAGGCAUAUUACCUUCCUAAAUCAAGGAGUGGCCUUCCUCUUCCACCUUCUCCUCCCACCUGGAGACUUCGAGGGCACUUUCUACCCUCUCACAACCUAUGUCUUACUAUAGCGAGAUGGAUUGACAAAUAUGGUCCCCUAAUCACUAUUCGCACUGGAACUGAGAAAAUCGUUAUUAUCGGCCGUCACAAUGCCGUAGUGGAUAUCAUGGAGAAACAGGGUGCCUCGCUAGCUGAUCGUCCUCGCCUGGUUGCUGCCGGGGAAAUGCUUACUGGCGGGCUGUCCAUCCUCUUGAUACCCCCUGGGAUCAGGUGGCGUCGGAUGCGUAGAGCACUUCAUUCGCAUCUCCAGACUAAAGCAGCUGAGGAAUACCAGCCCCUACAGAUGUCACUCGCGAGGAACACCGUGCUCGACAUUCUUGAAGAUCCCUACAACUUCCAGAAUCAUGCGGCAACUUACGCCGCGACGACUAUUAUGAAAAUUGCAUACGGGAAGACCACACCAUCGUCUGCGACUGAUCCCGAAGUCAUACAAAAUCGCGAGCUCCUUCUUGCACUUCGUAUAACCUUACGCCCUGGUGCUUACCUGGUGGACUCGAUCCCGUGGCUCAAACAUCUUCCUUGGUAUGGCCAAGAAUUGAAACAGGCGUUUCAGAGGAGCGAGCAGCUCUACACCGAUCAGCUUAACCGUAUCAAACAGCAAAUACGGAACAAUUUGGACGUCGGUCCUUCGUUCGUAAAAUGCAUGCUAGAAAACGUCCAAGUUCACGAGUUGACAGAGACAGAGAUGGCUUUUCUUGCUGGCGCGUUAUCUGCAGCUGGAACUGAUACGACCACUAUGGCGAUAUGCACGGUGCUCAUGGCAGCCGCAUGUUUUCCCGAGGAGCAAGCGAAAGUCCAGGUCGAGCUUGAUGCGAUCGUAGGAAGGCACCGAGCACCCACCUUCGCUGACGAUGAGUCCCUCCCCCGUCUGCACGCCUUCAUCUCUGAGGCUUUGAGAUGGAGACCGCUGGUUCCCAAUGGAGUGGCUCACCGGACGACUCAGGAGGUGAUUUGGGGAAACUAUUGUAUUCCAACUGGGACAACAGUAUUCGGUGAUCAUUGGUCCAUCUCUCGAGAUCCCGACGUCUUCCCUGAUCCUCAUGCGUUCAAGCCUGAGCGCUGGAUUAACGACCAAGGUCGCUAUAGGGACGAUCUGAAAUUCUUCGGGUUUGGGUUUGGUCGGCGCGUUUGCCCCGGUCUACAGGUCGCAAACAGAUCGGUGUUCAUAAACUCGCUCCUUAUUCUUUGGGCCUUCCAGAUGACUCUGGAUCCUACGAAGCCACUGGAUGACAUGGGGUUCACGAGCGGGGCGGUGGGAGAUGUCCAGCCGUGCGCUAUUAAGUUUGAGACGAGGGUUCCAGAGACGGAGCUCAGGCGCAUGAUGCAGAAGUUGCCUGAGAACGCUUAGGGAUCUACCAGUCAUCUAGCUCUCUCAGUAUCGCGUCAUGAGUUUGAGUUGUGUCCUAUGUAAACUUGCUUUCGGUUAUUCAUGUCAAUCCA
Molecule: messenger RNA, 1792 nt
Organism: Suillus paluster
Lineage: Eukaryota; Fungi; Basidiomycota; Agaricomycetes; Boletales; Suillaceae
Product: cytochrome P450
Exons: 13
Coding region: 120-1700 (526 amino acids)
Molecular function (GO): heme binding; iron ion binding; monooxygenase activity
Source: RefSeq, a predicted model, not a curated record